UUUAAUUUGUAAGUGCGUUUUAUCCCAAUACACAUACAGCCACCUAUGUAGUAGGCGAGGCGGCUUCGUCAUAGCGUGCUUCUGAACAAUUCUAUUUUAAUGUAGGAUUUAUUAAAAACAUUUAACGGCAGCACCGAGCAUUAUUUAGAGCACUUUUUGAAAUUACAUCUUCGGCUCUUCAACUUUCCUCAGGGCAUCGGGUGGCUGUAAUUUGACUCCGCGCGGCCACAUCCUCGAGGAACGUCCUGCGUGCUCCACGCGCCGCGCUCUGCAGAUCUGCUGACGUGUCGGCUCGGCUGGCUGUGGCUCGCGCAGCGCGCACUGCUCAUGCUCGGCCAACCAGCGGCUGUAGCCGUCGCACCGCGAGCCAGGAUGGCGGUUCACGUCGCGCUUUUAUACCUCUGUAUUUUGCUGCUUUGCAUAAACGCGUCGGCGGACAGGAGGUUUUCGGACUUUAAACGGUGCGCCGACGAAGAGUGCAGCAUGUUGUUGUGUAGGGGCAAAGCCUCACAAGAUUUUACUGGACCGGAUUGUCGGUUCCUGACUCUUAAAAAGGGAGAGACAAUAUAUGUCUACUAUAAACUCUCAGGAAGAAGGCCAGAUCUUUGGGCAGGAAGUAUUGGAAACACAUUUGGCUAUUUUCCAAAGGACCUGCUUGAAAUCAAUCACAUAUACACAGACAAAGAGGUAGAAGUUCCUGCAGAGGAAACGGAUUUUGUAUGUUUCGAUACGGGUCUUGAUAAAUUUGAAAGUUAUGACCUAGAUGCCUUAUUGGCAGCAGCUGCAUUGUUAACCAAAAAUGAUGGCAGUGAUGUUGAGAUCAACGCUGAUGUGGAAGAGCUGGCCAGUGAAUUGUCACGAAAUGAAAAUGAUCACAGAAUGAAGGAGGAUCUGCAGUCUGUAAAUAAUGACCCUGUAAAGACUUCUGUAAGUAAGACUGACUUAGAGGAAAAAGAAGGGAAGGAUCUUGGUGAUUGGGGAACUGAAGAUUCCACUCAGAUCUUGUCACAAGAGCAGAAUGAACCUUUAGAUACUGAAGAAAUGGAAUAUGAAACUCAAGCAGAGUUGCUAAUUGAAAGUAAAAAAGAUGACAUGAAUGGAGACCAGUUAACAGGAUCUACAGUUUCAGAUGUUGCUGAGCCUGAGAAAGACCGAGCUCAUACUGCUUCUUCAGACAAGCACAAAACAAUUUUAACCAUAGACAGUGUUGAUGUGCAAAAAGAGAAAACAUUUUCAGAGGGAAACGUUGUCCCUGAACUGAAAACUAAGUUUGGGUCAACAUUUGAUGCUGUUACUUCAGAUGACAUAGACACUUGGCAUGUGACCCCUUCAAAUGAGGUGGAGAAAAAGGAGAUGGAAAACCAGUCUGUAAAUAAUGACCCUGUAAAUGAUGAAACGACUACUUUGAAAGAAACUCCACUGCUUUCUUUUUCUGAGGACAACAAUUUUCUGUCAGAGCCAAAGGACAUUUCAAAAGCUUCUCAUUCAGUGGAAGAAAGUGACUUCCGUACAGUGCUGACUGAAAACCAGGAAGACAAGGGUGUCGAAGUGGAUGAAGCCGUGGGAACGUCAUUGAGUGAUACUGUUUUUGCUGUUGAUGAUGAGGAAGAGGCAACUGCAGCAACCACAUUAGAAGAGGAAGAUGGGGAGAAAGAUUUUCAGUUGGAAAUGUCUGAAAAUGAUGAAAGAGCAAAGGAAGAAAACGUACAACUCCUAGCAUCUGACUUUAACCAAGAACACAAAGAAACAACACAUACAGACAAACAUCCUCCUGAUGACUCUAUUUCUGAUGAACAUUCAGAACCUAACAUUAAUGACCCUGAAAAUGAUGUGUCUAGUAUCAGUUCACAAAAACCUUUACUGGAAGAAAUACCUGAUAAAGCUGAGUUAAAAGUUGUAGAAACAUUUGACAAAACUUCUAAUCAGCUUGAAUUGUCAGUACCUGGUACAGAUACAGAAAACUCUGAACAUUUAGAUGAACAUGAAGGGGACUCUUCACAAAAAACAAUGUCUGAACAGUUAUCUGAAAAGUUCAGUGCAGGAAAUGGCAUCGUGGAUCUUGAAAUCAGCAAGGUUACAGUUGAGGCAUCAGAUAAUCAUCUGACUGAACAAGACUUGGACACAGCAGAGAAAGCAAGUGUCACUCCCACACUGACCCACAGUAAACCCUCUGAACUUCAAGAUGAACAAUUGUCAGGUAAUGCAUCUGACCCCAAUUUAGAUAUAGCCCCUGAUGUGGAAAUGAGUGAGAAAGUAGAUCGGGUAAAGAAUGAGAUCACAGACAUUUUCAAACAAACACUGGACAAAGAAACAGAUAAUUACAAAACAGAAAAUGAAACAAAAUUUCGUGAAGUAUUUGAUUCCAAAGAAGACACAACAGACCAAGAGGAGUUGUUACUUGAAGAUGAAAAUGCUAUGCUGUCCAAAGUAUCCAAAGUAGAGCAUUUAGAACCACACAAGGAUAUAAACAUUGGACACAAAAAUGCAAAUCUACAGGACAAAGAAAUUCAGACCAAUCCAGAGGUUCAACAGCCUGAAGAAUUUUUGGAAACUAUUGAAAUGGAAGAACAAUCUCUUGGCUCUCCUAGUCAAGGUGGAGCAUCUGUUUCUCCAUCUGAGAAUGUAGAAAUCGGAAAGGAGAUUGUGUCUGUAAAUUCUAAUGAAGUUGUUUCAUCCUCAUCUGAUGCAAAAAGCACAGAGAAGCACACUGAAGAACUAGAUGUGCAGAAUGAGCUGCAAUAUGAUGACUGUGAAAAGCAGCUUCUGCUGUUAAGAAGCCACGUUGAGGUUCAUGAUUUAAAGCGCUUUUACAAGUAUCUGGGCCCUCAGAACCUUCUUACGGUGGAGGCUAUGUUCUCUGAUCUAGACCAGGAGAUGAGAGUAACAAAGCUUUCACAUGCUGGCACAAAUGAAGAAAUUCAGCAGUCACUGGAAAGCAUAUUGGAAGCCUCAGAGACCUCCAUUCUAGAUGAAAUUGAGAAAAUGCUGGAUACUCGUGAGUUGAAGGACACAAACUUACAAGAGAUAGAUGGAACUUUCCUUGAUGAAGAGGCUGCAAUUUUGGAUGACUUCCAGGAGUUAGCAUUCCAGCUGCGUCAGAAGUAUUCGACAGCCAGUGAAAGUACUCCUCUGGCCUCAGAGGAUCCACUCCAUACAGAUUCAGAUGAAACAGAAAUUUCUGCAGUUGCAAAGGACACAGAGAAUCUUACGGUGACUACUACUGGGGAUGCAGAACCAGCAAAAAAUGUAGAAGAACUUCAGAAUGAUUCCCUGGGUAGUAACCCUGGCACUCCACACCAUGGGACAGAAAGAAACUUUGAGGAGGAUGGAGGUCACUUCAACAAAAACAAAGAUAUUCAGGGAACUUUCAAGGAAUCCGAAGACAUCCAAAGAAGCCCACAAGCAAUUCUGGAAAACCCUUUGGAUAUGGGAUUUGGUUUUGAGGUUGAAAACCCAUCUACAGGGUCUAUGGAUUCAGCUGGCAUUUCAGAUUACCAGGAAGAAGAACCACAAAUUGAUUCCUCCACAUCUGACAUUCUACCCUCUGAUAGCUCAUGGAUUUUAGCACAGGAGUAUUUGGGAGUGUAUGCUGAAAUGGUAAUUGCUGCGCUGCCUGAAGAAUGGAAACCAGGCCCGACCUUCUACGGCUUUCCCUGGGAGCCUGUGGUAGUGACAGCUGUAGUGGGAAUCUUCACCAUUCUGGUUUUUACCUGGAGAACCGUUUUGGCCGUUAAAAGCAGAAAGUAUCAGCUGACAGAGAAGCAACUUUCAGAUCACAUAAAGAAGCUUUCCGAUGAAAAGGGUGAUGCCCUCACAAGAAUAUCACAACUGAAAAAAAAGAUCUCUGAAAAUGAAGAGAAGUUAAAAGAAUCUGAAAAAUGUGCAUCUUUGUCACAGCGUGAAAAUAGGAAGCUUGAGAAAUCUUUAAAGGAGCUCCAGAAGCGAAAUGAACAUAUGGCUGAGAAAAUAAGCACCUUGAAUUGUGCCAUGAAAGAGGAGAAGAGGAGGAGCCUGGAACAAGCUGAUCUGAUAACAAAAAAUGAAAAGGCAAUUGAAAUGUUUAACAGCAUCGUAAAUUCCAACAAGGAUGAACUUGCUAAGGUUCAAAUCCUCCUGGAUGAAGCCAGAAUCAGAGAAGAAGCUCUUAAAGUUCAGUUGAUGUCCUUUGAAAAGGAAAACAACUCUUUAAAAGAGCAGAAAAAAUCUCUAUUAUGUGAUGCUAAGAACUGGGAGGAGAAGUACCAAAAUCUUAGUGAAAAGAUUAAGAUCUUCCAGAGGGCCCAGAAAGAGUUAGAAGACACUCUUGCACAUAAAGAAAAUGAGAUUGAGAUUCUGUCUGAUUGUAUUGCUGAGCUGCGGCAGCUAGAGGUUUGUGAACAUGCAAACCAACAGGAAGGAGAUGAUCAGAUCCUGGCAAAUGGAGAAGCUAUGAACAAGAAGAGUGAUGCAAUGAAAAUUAGGAUCAAACAGAUGAUGGAUGUCUCACGGGUGAAGGCUACUCUGUCAAUUGUUGAAGAGGAACGGAAUACAUAUUUGGCUAAACUGUUGACUGAGGAGAAACAGAGGCAUGAGCUGGAAGAACAAAUCAAGAAGAUGGAGCAUGACCGAGCUUCCUUGAACAGUGAGAAAUGUCAACUGGAAAACCAGUUCAAGACCAUUCAACAAAAACUAGAAAUUAUGAAUGAGAUGUACCAGCAGAAAGAGAAUGCCCUACAGCAGAAACUAUCUCAGGAGAAAUUUGAGCGCCUUGAGAAGGAAAACAAGCUUUCUGAAGUAGAUGGGAAGGCUUUGCAGGCAGAGGAGGAACUCAAGGCUUAUAAGAGGAGGAUCCAGGAGAUUGAGGAUGAGCUGCAGAAAACUGAACGUUCAUAUAAGGCUCAGAUUGCUGCUCAUGAGAAAAAGGCACACGAGAACUGGCUGAAUGCACGUGCAGCAGAACGAGCUCUGGUAGAAGAAAAAAGGGAAACAGCCAAUCUUCGUCAGAAGCUUGUCGAAGUCAGUGAUAAACUGGCUGAAUUCCAGAGACCACUUUUCAAGCCCACACCUUCCCGCUCUGAUCGACAAAUGCAGCCUCUCCGUAGAGAUGAUUCCUAUGGGCCCUCUCCUGUGAGCGGAGGUGCUCCAUCACCUCCUUUAAUGAUCGAGGGGCCUGGAAGAUCCCCCUCAGCACCUGUUGGCCGGCGAAAUGAACCCUUUGGUCCACGGCCCCCUUCUGACCCACAUGGAAGAUAUUCAGACCUUGGACACCCCUUGCCUGCUAGAUCUGAUGCGUAUGCCCCUCGGACAUCUUCUCCCAACACUCCGGAUGGAUCUCAGAGUGCCCCUGUAGAGUCAAAGGCUCAACCCUCUGCCGAGAGCUCCAGCCAAACAGCAGAGGCAGUCAGCUCUAAAUCUCAAGGUCAUCCAUCAUUCCUUGAGUCUCCAAUCAGGGAUGCUGCAGUCUCUGGUCCCUCCCCUCAACCUAAGGGGCAUGGUCCUCCUGCCCCAAAUGGACCGCCUCCUGCAGUGCUGCGCCCUCCCAAUGGAGUUCCACCUUUGGUUCCACCUUUGAUUCCACCUGUACCACCUCAUCCUGCUAUGGGCCCAGGCCCAGGACGCUUUGGCCCCACUGGACCUCCCCGCCUCUAUGGGCCUAUGCCUCCACCAUAUGUGCGAGGGCCACCUCCACCACCGAGAGGAUAUCCUGUAGGACCACUUCCUCCUUUUGGACCCCGAGAACUUCUCCCUGGGAUUAGGAACCCCAUGGCUGGUCCUCGAGAAUAUCCAUUUGCAUCCCGACCCCUGCCCCCUGGAGCCAAUCCACCACCUGCUGGGAGGGACUACAUUGGCCCUCCUCCCCACAAUGUUCCCACAGGCCCUAGAGACUUCCCAGAGGGACCCCACUCUGGCCCUCCCAUCAGAGACUCCUCCCCACAGCAGGGGCCACCUAAAGACACAUCAACCACUUCGCACAUCGAACCAUGAGGCCACCAACAUCAUCAAAGCAUGAAUCCUGUAUUGUACCAGGGAUCCUUGUUUUGAUUCUUGCAGGAAGAAAAUAAUAAAGGAUUUUUUAAAAUGACCUCAAUGGGAAAUCCUUACACCACCAAUGUCUUGUGUUAAGUCUCAGGAGUAACAACUGUCUUUGGGGUAGGAAAUGGUGAAGCUUGCAACUUUACUGGAGUCACUUGUGCAAUAUCACUUCCAUCUAUGUGUUGAGGAUAUGUUUAGAGGUUUUUAAAGAAAUAGGGAUAGUGUUUAUGCUCUAAGAUUUCCUGUGGAAAUCCCUAAGAAAACUCAAACAGAAGAAGCAUUGUUCAUUCAGUCACUCAAUUAUAAAGUAUUUGCUUUAUAAUUGUGAAGAUCAGUUGUAUAAAACAAUGUCAAAUGUUGUCUAGUGUUCUUAGAAAUUUUAAUAAAUUUUCCAAAGGUAAAAUAUUUUACUGAGACCCUGUAGUACUUAAGGUUUGUUUCCUAAUGGCUUUUAUGGGGGGGGGCUUUAGAAUUUAGUGGGAAUUUUAAAAAAAAAAAAAAAAAAAAGAGUACUCAUAUAUUGGUACUAACAUUAUUGAUACAAUGUGGCAAAUGUGUAGGAAUCAUGGUAAUGGUAUAUCAGUUUUGGUGAAUUUCCAUUGCUUCUAUGGUGAAUUGUAAAUACUGUAAAUGUCAGUCAAACACAGUCGUGAUAUACCCAGUCCAGACAGGCAUGCUAAUCCUAAUUAUUUCACUUUAUCAUAAUUUACAUUGUAAAGAAGUUUGUUUACGACUAAUGUCUGUAUUAUACCACUUUUUGGUCAUUUCUUUUAGACCCUAAAGUAUGACUUGCGUUAAUAAAAAUUUCCAGCAGUAUCACUAGAACAGAAUUAAACUACAAAUUUCUCAGAAUGCUUUUGGAGUUUUAUGCUGCUGUAACAUACAGAAUGCUGUUAACAGUUCCAGGGUCUCAUCCAGUGGUUUACAACAAAAGCCUUCCUAAUACAACUGCAUUUUUUUUUGCCUGCAAGGCAAUAUGGGAGACUUGUCACAUUGACAGUCUCAACAUUAAUGUAUGCCACACACCCUGUGGUAACAGUGCAAGUACACCAGUAAAGAAUGAACCUAGUAGUAAUUAAUCUCUGUGUGUCUUUGUUUACCACAACCAUGUCCCCCGACUCCAUGUUCCCUUGUCACUUCCCCAAGUGUACACACAAAUUCCCCCUUAUACCACCUUAAAUAAAGCCUUAAUGUCAAUAUCAAAUGAAGAUUAUCUGGCAGUGUAUUGGUUAGUGCUGUUACCUUUAGAUCUAAAGGUUGCUGGUUUAAAUCCCACCUACUGCUAUGGUAUCCUGUAUUUGCACACUAUGCAAUUAAAUAAGCUCAGGAAAAAUGUGCUAAUGUGCAGUACACUGAACAAAACUAUUAACCCAAGGUGAAAAGAGGAAACCCCAAAACAUCUACAGUUCUACAAAAUUUAGCGUAAAUGUGAUUGUGAAUCAUAUAUCACACAAACAUUCUGUGGUCAGUAUCACACAGGUAGCCAGCGCAUGUAUUUUACAAUAUCUUGAGUCUGUUUGGAAAAAUGGGUAGAUUCUGUUAGGGGGGUGCGGUGGCGCAGUGGGUUGGAUUGGGUCCUGCUCUCCAGGGG
Messenger RNA from Scleropages formosus (Asian bonytongue), 7603 nucleotides. It is a transcript of the gene mia3, whose product is annotated as MIA SH3 domain ER export factor 3. Gene Ontology annotation, biological process: protein secretion; endoplasmic reticulum to Golgi vesicle-mediated transport; vesicle cargo loading. Bases 328 to 5964 code for a protein of 1878 amino acids. Gene Ontology annotation, molecular function: protein binding. Gene Ontology annotation, cellular component: endoplasmic reticulum membrane; endoplasmic reticulum exit site. The transcript is spliced from 28 exons. Lineage: Eukaryota; Metazoa; Chordata; Actinopteri; Osteoglossiformes; Osteoglossidae. The record is from RefSeq and is a predicted model, not a curated record.